Messenger RNA from Nannospalax galili (Upper Galilee mountains blind mole rat), 495 nucleotides. RefSeq names its product olfactory receptor 12D3-like. The record is from RefSeq and is a predicted model, not a curated record. The transcript has a single exon. Lineage: Eukaryota; Metazoa; Chordata; Mammalia; Rodentia; Spalacidae. Gene Ontology annotation, biological process: G protein-coupled receptor signaling pathway. The annotation marks the transcript as partial. Gene Ontology annotation, molecular function: olfactory receptor activity; G protein-coupled receptor activity. Gene Ontology annotation, cellular component: membrane.
AUGGAGAAUGCCAGUGCAGUGGGUGAGUUCCUCCUGCUGGGCCUGACCAGUGUUCAGGAGUUGUGGCCCGUCUUCUUUGUGAUGUUCUUAAUAAUUUACCUGACGAACUUAGUUGGAAAUGGAGCAAUAUUAGUGAUUGUUACUCUGGAACAAAGACUCCACUCCCCCAUGUACUUCUUCCUGGGAAACCUGUCUUGUCUGGAUAUUUGCUACUCUUCUGUGACUCUUCCCAAGGUUCUCGCCAACCUCAUCUCCAGGCGCAGGGCCAUCUCCUUCCUUGGCUGCAUCACUCAGUUGCACUUCUUCCACUUUCUGGGAAGCACGGAGGCCAUCCUGUUGGCAGUGAUGGCCUUUGACCGUUUCGUGGCCAUCUGCAGUCCACUCCGCUACACCACCAUCAUGAACCCCCAGCUGUGCAUCCUGCUGGCAGCCCUGGCCUGGCUCAUCAGCUUCUUCUAUGCGCUGAUGCAUUCUGUCAUGACGGCACACCUGAAC